This is a messenger RNA of Lolium perenne, 1165 nucleotides long. RefSeq lists its product as uncharacterized. The record is from RefSeq and is a predicted model, not a curated record. NCBI's taxonomy places the organism in Eukaryota, Viridiplantae, Streptophyta, Magnoliopsida, Poales, Poaceae.
AUGCAAGCACACGCCAUGAACCAGCACCCAGCCACCCUCUUGGCGCUCCUCUUCGUCUCGUUUCUCCUCCUCCGCCUCCUCCUCCGCCUAAGCCUCGCCGCUUUCUACGACACCGCGCUCACCCUCCACCUCCUCGUGCGCCUGCGCAUCCGCCCCGUCACCGUCCGCCUGCCUGGCCCGGACGGCACCACAAUGCGUGUUUGGUGCCCCGCUUCCCCCUCCUCCAAGCCGCCGCUGCUUCUCCUCCACGGCUUCGGCGGAGAUGCCAAGUGGACGUGGGUGGGAAACUUCGCCGCUCUCUCCCGCAGCUUCCACGUCUACGCGCCCGACCUCGUCUUCUUCGGCUCCAGCUCCCGCUCAGCCUCGCCGCUCCGGUCCGUGGCCUUCCAGGCCCGCUGCUCCGCCGACGCCAUGCGCAUCCUUGGCGUGCCGCACUACCACAUCGCCGGGAUCAGCUACGGCGGCUUCGUGGCGUACCGGAUGGCCGCCGUGGAGGCCAGGGAGUGCGUAGGCAGGUUAGUCAUCAUGACCAGCGCCGUCGCAGCCUCGGCCCAGGAGAUAACCGCCCUGGCGGCGCGGGAAGAGAUUGCCGUCGAGGACGCGCUGAUGCCGGAAACUGCCGCCGGCCUGCGCCGCCUCUUAUGCCGCAUCAUGCACAGCCCGCCCAGGCUGCCGGACUUCCUGCUCCUAGACCUCAUACAGAUGUUCGCGGACCAGAGGAAGGAGAGGUCGGAGCUGCUACGAGAACUGCUGGAGAAGGGAGUUGGCAUUGACUUGCUCCGGGCUCUCAAUCAGAAAACGCUACUUAUCUGGGGAGACAAGGACCAGGUGUUCCCCGUCGAUCUUGGCUACAGACUGCAGAGACACCUGGGAGAUGACUGCAGGCUAGAGAUCAUCAAGGACGCAGGGCACGCGUUGCAGAUUGAGGAAGCUGGAAAGGUUAACAAAUUUAUCAGGUCCUUCCUUAUCGAUGGGCCGGAAUUCGGUAUAGACCGGAAGUUAGGAUGAAAAUUUAAUCUUUUGGUGGGACUACAUGUAAUGUCAACUUCCAAGUUCUACUAUGAUCGGAAUGACCGGUCAGUCAGAUAAAAAGAAACUAGAUCUGUAUGAACAUCUCUCAAGGACCUGCAAAACUCUCUAAUGCUAAUGAUCAAACGUUGCUUCA